GCAAAUGAACGUGAUAUUACUAGUACAAACGAAGUUGCGUAGUGUUUGGUAAAACAUUGUAUAGACAUAUAUUUGUGUGUAGCAUUUUUUUUUAAUAAACUGUCAGACAUAAUAAUGGAUAUUAAUCAACAACUGUUACAUUGAAGUAGAUGACGUGAAGACCAGUAAAGGUGGGAAAAUGGCAGAGUCCAGAGAUCAUAAUCAGUUCAAACUCAACAUCCCUGAGAGAAACAUUGUGGGUGUUGCUGAUGAAGAUGUCAUCCUCUCCUGUCACCUCUCUCCUGAGACCAGUGCUGUUACCAUGACGAUCAGGUGGUUUGAGUACACAGAGUGUAUUUACCUGUAUAAGAAUGGUCAGGUGACAGAGAGGAGAGGCUAUGAGGACAGACUGAGUCUAAACACCCAGGAGAUGGAGAGAGGAAAUGUGUCUCUGAGGAUGAAGAACUACAAGGAGUCAGAUCGAGGAACCUACAUCUGUCAGGUCAUCCAUGGAGAACAGAAGGAAGAGGGUCUAGUGGGUUUAGGGGUCAGUGAAGAACACUGGUGGGCUCCAAACUAUUUAGAGCUUGAGACCCAGGAGAAGAAGCUGAGGAGGGAGGAAUCAGCUUAUAACCUUGAUAUUAACAGGAAAUUGCAUCAUCAAGAUAUUUUCUGGACCAUGGCCAGGCAAGAAGCUGGUCGACCACCACGUGACCACCACUAAUACCACUAACAGCUUUAUCAUGCACGCCAAGGUGUUGACCCUGAGAGGAGAGCAGAGUACCUCAGCAAAGAGAGAAAAGUGGAGGAGAGACAUUGAGACAGGAAAGAUAAGAGACAUGAGUGAAAGAGCACAGCGAGGACAGUGCAAAAUGUGGAAGGAUGCUAAUUAGAGGAGUAACACCAAGAGAGCUGUUGUGAGUGACCUGACCAUUCCACCAGCAAGUGCUGAAUUCGGCAACAGUCAUUACUGCCCCUCAACAUGUAACAUCAUGCCAUGUUGAGAUUGACAAGGAGAUGAAGUCAAAACCAAUUGGAUCUGAAAAAUUAAUAAAUUAAUCUUGAGUAAGUCUUGUUAUGGUAAUAUAAUUUGCAACUUUUUUGCUACUUGAUUAAUCAGUUCCAUGUCCAUCUGUUUGCGUGUUAUCUAGGUUAUAAAAUGUUUACAGAAAAUAUUUGGGUAAUUGAAUCUUCAUUCAAGUGAAUACAUCUGUAUGUUUUGUUGUUGAAUAUGUGUGUUGAUACGUGCAAUGAUUAAUGUUCUGUCUUGUUCCUAAUUGCAGGUUUUAACCAAUCAUUGUA
Molecule: messenger RNA, 1281 nt
Organism: Esox lucius (northern pike)
Lineage: Eukaryota; Metazoa; Chordata; Actinopteri; Esociformes; Esocidae
Product: selection and upkeep of intraepithelial T-cells protein 1-like
Exons: 7
Coding region: 179-703 (174 amino acids)
Source: RefSeq, a predicted model, not a curated record